AUAUCAACAUGUGGCCAAAACGCCAUGUCGCUGUUUUUCAGCUAAACAAUUCCUACCAGAAUUCACAAAAAAGAAAGCUUCCUAAUUAAUAAAGGAGAGAAAGGAGGAAAAACAGAGAGGGGGGAAUGAAAAAAGUAAAUGCCUGCCAUUAUCAAAAUGGUAUGUUGGCCUAGCCUUUGUCUGCACAGUCUCCUGAAGCUUACAGUGUCACUACCUAUUUAACCCCGCUUCAGCUCCCACUUGCUUUGGCAGUCUCAGGAACCACCCCUCUCUCUCUCUGCCUCCCCCCAUUCUCACUGAAAAUGAUGAGUGGGAUGAGUUCCAAAAGCUUAACGCUCGUGGUUUUUAUUGCUUUUCUAGUUUGGUCUUCAAACUUUGAAGCUUGCAUUGCAAGGAGGGGGAAACAUUGGAGACACGCUAGGGAGGCAUCGGCUUCUUUAUCUAAGAAGAAAGGCAGUCGUGGCAAUAGCAAGAACUACCAUUCAGGUGGUUCCAACCCAAGGGCGGCUCCGCCACACAAUGCCUCUCCUUCACCUUCAAUUUCUCCUAAACCAAAAGAAGAGAUCACUCCAACUCCACCCAAAAAAGGCUACAAUGGUGGCGAUUCUGCCAUAUUCAACGUUCUAGAUUUUGGUGCUAAAGGCAAUGGAGAGACUGAUGACACUAAGGCAUUUGAAGACGCUUGGGCAGCCGCUUGUAAGGUGGAGGGAUCGACGGUCAUGGUGCCAGCAGAAUAUGUGUUCUUCGUGGGACCCAUUUCCUUCUCUGGCCCAUAUUGCCAACCAGACAUUGUAUUUCAGCUGGAUGGAACAAUUAUCGCUCCGACUGAUCACCAAACUUGGGGGAAAGGUCUGUUACAAUGGAUCCAAUUUACAAAGUUGCUAGGGAUUACCAUCCGGGGUACUGGAGUAAUCGACGGAAGAGGAUCCGUCUGGUGGCAAGAUUCAUCCUUUGAUGAGCCUGUAGAUGAUGAGAUGAAACUAAUAAUCCCCAUAAAAGAUCCCAGAGAAGAAACAAAACCGACGCCGGUGGGAAGCAACCUAGUAGGGAAAAUGCCAAGCAUCAAGCCCACUGCACUUAGGUUUUAUGGAAGCUUCAAUGUUACGGUCACGGGCAUAACAAUUCAAAACAGUCCCCAAUGCCACCUCAAGUUCGACAACUGCGUAGGAGUCCUGGUGCAUGAUAUCAGCGUCUCAUCUCCUGGAGACAGUCUUAAUACUGAUGGAAUUCACUUGCAGAACUCCAAAGACGUUCUAAUCCACAGCACCAGUCUAUCUUGUGGAGAUGAUUGUAUUUCUAUUCAAACUGGAUGCUCAAACGUAUACAUACACAAUGUGAACUGCGGGCCAGGACAUGGAAUCAGCAUUGGAAGUCUAGGAAAGGAUAACACAAAAGCUUGUGUUUCAAACAUAACCGUUCGAGAUGUCAUAAUGCAUGACACGAUGAAUGGUGUUAGAAUCAAAACAUGGCAGGGUGGGUCAGGCUCUGUUCAGAAUGUUCUCUUCUCAAACAUUCAAAUGUCUGAAGUUCAAUUACCAAUUGUGAUUGACCAAUUUUAUUGCGACAAAGCAAAAUGCAGCAACCAGACUUCAGCAGUGGCUCUAUCAGGAAUCAAUUAUGAGAAAAUCAGAGGGACUUACACAGUUAAGCCAGUACACUUCGCCUGUAGUGACAACUUACCAUGUACAGACGUAACGCUGACUACUAUAGAGCUAAAACCCCUGCAAGAGCGCUAUCACCUAUAUGAUCCUUUCUGCUGGCAGACUUUUGGAGAACUGAAAACUCCUACUUUACCGCCAAUUGGAUGCUUACAGAUUGGCAAGCCAUCUAGCAACAGAGUUCAGUAUGAAGAAAAUGAUUCCUGUUGAGCUUAGAAUAUAAGAUUAGAUUCUUGGUGAUGUUUAAGUGUGUGGUCGGCAUUCUCGACCCCUUUUUAUACUUCUAGAUGGUUAGAUAAAGCAUAUAUUUCGGGAAGAACUAGUUCAUAUGAAUCUUUCCAUAUAGGGUUAAAUAUAUUCCGAAUGAAAUAGUAUAUAGGAAUCAAUGUCUAGCUCGAACUUUAUAGUUAGUAAUUAAAAAGCUUGAUGAUGCAAAUUUCCAAUGUGAAAUAUGUUAUAAAGGUGGUUAGGACCAGUCAUGGUCUAUAAUCAAAACAUUGGCCUGGAUCGAA
Molecule: messenger RNA, 2170 nt
Organism: Momordica charantia (bitter melon)
Lineage: Eukaryota; Viridiplantae; Streptophyta; Magnoliopsida; Cucurbitales; Cucurbitaceae
Product: polygalacturonase At1g48100
Biological process (GO): carbohydrate metabolic process
Molecular function (GO): polygalacturonase activity
Source: RefSeq, a predicted model, not a curated record